AUGGCCUCGCAAGCGCAAGGAGCCUCGAGCUCCGACAAGCAAAAGCCUAGCCCUCUGCGAUCCAUCAUUGCCGGUUCCACGGCUGGCGCGAUUGAAAUUGCCAUUACAUAUCCCGCCGAGUUCGCCAAGACACGGACGCAGUUGAACCGCCGCCUGGCAGAGGGAAAGAAGCUGCCGUGGCCGCCCUUUGGCAAGCAGUGGUAUGCGGGCUGCACGACGCUCAUCAUUGGCAACUCGGCCAAGGCUGGCAUCCCGCGCGGUGAUGCUGCCGCUAACCCCGCCUGCGUUGUAGGAUUCGUCGCCUUUGACCAGUACAAGAGCCUGCUCGCCGACGAGAACGGCAAGCUGAGCGGUCCGCGCACCGUUCUCGCGGGCUUUGGCGCCGGCAUCACAGAAUCGCUCCUCGCCGUCACGCCGACCGAGAGCAUCAAGACGACUCUCAUCGAUGACCGCAAGUCGGCGAACCCGCGCAUGCGCGGGUUCCUGCACGCCGUGCCCAUCAUCGCGCGCGAGCGGGGCCUCCGCGGCUUCUUCCAGGGCUUCGUGCCGACGACGCUGCGGCAGUCGGCCAACAGCGCGACGCGCUUCGGCUCCUACACCUUCUUCAAGCAAAUCGCCGAGUCGUACACGGCGCCGGGCGAGAAGCUCGGCACCGCGAGCACGUUUGGCCUCGGCGGCCUGGCCGGGCUCGUCACCGUCAUCGUCACGCAGCCGCUCGACACGCUCAAGACCCGCAUGCAGAGCCCCGAGGCGAAGCAGGUCUACGGGAAUACGCUGCGCUGCGCGGGCAUGAUUUUCAGGAAUGAAGGCGUCCGCACGUUUUGGAGCGGCGCGGUGCCGCGUCUCGUCAGGCUGGUCAUGAGUGGCGGUAUUGUCUUUACCAUGUAUGAGAAGAGCAUGGAACUCAUGGACAGGAUGGAUCCUGAGAGGAAGUACUUGUAG
Molecule: messenger RNA, 942 nt
Organism: Cordyceps militaris CM01
Lineage: Eukaryota; Fungi; Ascomycota; Sordariomycetes; Hypocreales; Cordycipitaceae
Product: mitochondrial tricarboxylate transporter (Ctp), putative
Exons: 5
Coding region: 1-942 (313 amino acids)
Biological process (GO): mitochondrial citrate transmembrane transport
Source: RefSeq, a predicted model, not a curated record